Messenger RNA from Hemibagrus wyckioides, 5123 nucleotides. RefSeq names its product phospholipase C, delta 4a (gene plcd4a). NCBI's taxonomy places the organism in Eukaryota, Metazoa, Chordata, Actinopteri, Siluriformes, Bagridae. Bases 1996 to 4299 code for a protein of 767 amino acids. The record is from RefSeq and is a predicted model, not a curated record. Gene Ontology annotation, molecular function: phosphatidylinositol-4,5-bisphosphate phospholipase C activity; calcium ion binding. The transcript has 17 exons. Gene Ontology annotation, biological process: lipid metabolic process; intracellular signal transduction.
AGGGGGCAAAAUAGUCACCGGCUGAGAAGUAGCAACAUGGCAUCUCACUUGGACACAACACUUUGGGGUCAUGCUUUUAGAGUAAAAUAAUCAAGCAGAAUUACUGUUAUUUUUUUCGACGUGAUUAUUUUCCUGUAACAGCAUGUCACAAAGUGUUUUAUUCUUCUCGAGCCGAAACAGUUUGCCAAAAAUUACAACUUUUAUUAUUAAAGAAUGGCCUGUAGUACAUUUUCUCUGUUUAUAGCUACAUUGAAUGUUGUAGGAUGUCUGCAAAACGGGUCACUUGGAAGGUCACUUCAACGUUUGGAAAGGCGACUGUCCAGAAGCGUGUUUAAAAACAAGAGCUUGUAGUGCGCUGCAGUUUAAAGAACUAAAGUUUGUGUUAGUAAAGUGUGUCAGAUGAGUGAGCCACAAUCGAUAGAUUAAAUUUUUUUUAGUUUUUGGAUUAAAAUGAGAACUUAUGAAGAGUUUAAAGCACUUGAAAUAUUGUGUUGUGUCUGUGUAAGUGAUUAUCAGGACAUGCUUGGAUGUGGAGGAUCAGGUUUGAGGUUCACCGCUUGUAAUGGAAAGUAAGUGUGUGUGUGUGUGUGUGUGUGUGGGGUCUUAGCAUCCAGUCAAGGGUUCCCCAGUUCAAAGAUGGCUGCUACUGUGUGUGUGUGUGUGUGUGUGUGUAAGUGGAGCUGGGAACCUGAGCUUGUCUGUGUUUUAUUGAUAUGCUGAAACCUGAUCAGGAGCUGAUGGAGGGGGAAGAGACCCUGCUGCAGCCAACGAGUGUGUUCAUACACUCUCUCUAAAAGUGUGCUGUUUAUGUAAAAUGCUCUUCCAGCAGUAUGAGGAUGAAUAUUCAGAAUAUUGUAAUUACCCCUGGGGUGUGUUUAGGGAGAGGUGUGUUUAGGGAGAGGUGUUUGAUGAGGUAGCUGGUGAUAAAGCCCAACAAACAUCAGCACAAAGUCUUUUAAUUCCUGAUUAAGGAAAUAGAGAGAGAGUGAGAGAUUUAUUAUUAUUAUUAUUAUUAUUAAUGAUAUUUAUUGUUAUUGAUGGAUUUACAUUAAGGACUAACUUUUAUUUGCCCUUAAUAUUUAGCAGUAUGUCCCACUGUCUCAGGAAGAAGUGACCGACUCUGAUCUCUAUAAAAUGACCCACAUAUCACAUUCUACAAUCGUGAGUUUAAUGAGGGAAAAAAGUUUAAUUUUCCCUUCAAAUAUAAUGUCCAUGUUUCUCUAGUUUAGUCAUGUGAUUCACUCCCGCUGGUUUAGAGGUGUACUGAUAACUAAAUUAACUAAAAAAACAACAAAAAAUAGCAACCUUUUAUUGUCAUUUAGAACUUUUUUUGUGGUCAGCUUCCGGUUUGAUCCAGACCACGCCCUCUUAUGUGACGUCACGUUAAUCAUGAAUCAUUUCAAUAUCAUGAGCGCAGUACAGUAAAUUGUCGUCAUUAAACAAUUACCAAAACCUUAAUUAGUCCAUUAAAUGUGCUCCUUAGAAUAAAGUGUUAACAAAAAUCUAAACAUCACCACCGGACACUGAAUGGACAUUUGGUACAAUGUAGAGUGACUUGUACAGCCGGACAGAAGGAAAAUGGGUCACUCUAAAACAAACCCGCGGGUUAAGUGGGACCUCAUGGUUUCUUAUGCAACGGAGCUCCGGUCUAAACGAGCCUUUACAGAGAGCGUGUAAAGACUCCGGUAACCGGAGACGCGCGCGCACGCGCCCUGUCAAUAAAUGGAGCGGCUGGAAAAGCAGCACCACUAUUGUCAGCACGAGCGCGCGCACCAACGGCUCACGUGCGCCUCUGCUUCUCGUGAUGGAUAAACGAACGGGCUGAGAAAGUGUAACGGCUCACACACACACACACACACACACACACACACACCUGAGCUUCCUCAGAGGUGGGACUGUACGGUCUUUUAUCCCCUGCAGCAUGUCACCGAAGUGGAAAACCUCCCCUCAGUUAUGAGUGUCCCAGCCGAGCGCUGAAGUGUGACACACCAGCAGAUGGCAGCUACACUGAGUUUCCUCCGUGCCCAGGUGGACGCUGACCUGCAGUCCAUGCAGGUGGGCUCAGUGAUGCGGAAGGUGAAGUCACGCUCCUGGAAGAAGCAACGCUAUUUCCGCCUGCAGGACGACUUCGCCACCAUCUGGUACAAGAGCAAAAAGGCGGGCAAUGCCCAGUCCACGUGUAAGCUCAGCUGGCCGGGGAAAAACUCCUUCAUCUCCAUCAGUGAUGUAGAGACUGUGCGAGAGGGUCACCAGUCUGAAGUUCUGCUCAGCAUUGCCGAUGAGUUUCCGCCUGACCGCUGCUUCACGCUGGUUUUUCGUGGUCGCCGUGGCAACCUGGACCUGGUCGCCGAGUCAGCAGAGGAGGCACAGUCGUGGGUGAAUGGAGUGCGCAAACUCAUCAAGAACCUGGAGAACAUGGACCAGAGGGAGAAGCUGGACCAGUGGAUCUGUGACUGGUUCAAGAAGGCGGAUAAGAACGGAGACGGUAGGAUGAACUUUAAGGAGGUCAGAGACUUGCUGAAGAUGAUGAACAUGGACAUGAACGAGCACCACGCGCUGCGCCUCUUUACGAUGGCGGAUAAAUCGGAGUCGGGCACUCUGGAAGACGAUGAGUUUGUGUUGUUCUAUAAAAUGCUGACCCAGAGGGAGGAAGUCCUCGCCAUCUUCCGGGAUUUCUCCACAGACGGUCAGACGCUCUCAGUGCGAGAACUGGAAAAGUUCCUGCAGGAGGGACAGCUGGAGCAGGACGACACACAGCAGCACGCCUUCGAGCUCAUCCAGCGCUACGAGCCUUCUGAAGCAGCUAAGCAGCGGCAGGCCAUGACGAUCGACGGCUUGCUGAUGUAUCUCGUCUCGUCCGAAGGCUCGAUUUUUAACCCAGCCAUGCAGCAGCUCUACCAGGACAUGAGCCAGCCUCUGUGCCAUUACUUCAUCUCCUCCUCCCACAACACCUACCUGCUGGAGGACCAGCUACGGGGACACAGCAGUGUCGAGGGAUACAUCAGGGCUCUGAAGCGUGGCUGUCGCUGUGUAGAAGUGGAUUGCUGGGAUGGUCAGAAUGGAGAACCAAUUGUUUAUCACGGACACACUCUGACCUCCAAGAUUCUCUUCAAAGAUGUCGUCACUGUCUUAGGCAACUACGCCUUUGUAGCAUCUGAGUACCCAGUGAUCCUGUCCAUAGAGAACCACUGCAGUGUGGAGCAGCAGAGAGUCAUGGCUCGUCAUCUCACACACAUCCUGGGAGAGAAACUGCUUAGGAACACCCUGCGGGGCAAAGCCAGCUGUGAUCCACCCUCACCUGAGGACCUGAGGGGGAAGAUCCUGCUGAAGGGGAAGAAGAUUGGAGGUCUGGAAGGGAACCUGAGCGGUGUUGUGGAAGACUCUCUCGGGGCAGAGGUGAGCGAUGAAGACGAGCCUGUGGAAAUUGAAGAAGAGAAUCAUCACAACGACAGCAUGCGCCGCAAAACCAAGAAAUCAGGACAGCAUUUGUCUAAAGAGCUGUCGGACUGUGUGGUGUACUGCAGGAGUGUGCGCUUCAACGGCUUCAAACAUUCACGCGUCUACUCCAGGUUCUACGACGUGUCGUCCUUCACCGAGUCCAAAGCCAGGAAACACAUAAAGGAAGGAGGAGCGGAGUUUGUGCUUCAUAACGCCCGCCAGCUGACCCGGAUUUACCCCAGUGGCCUGAGGACCGACUCCUCCAACUUUAACCCACAGGAGAUGUGGAACGCAGGGUGCCAAAUCGUGGCUCUGAAUUUCCAGACGGCCGGCGUAGAGAUGGACCUGAACGAUGGUCUCUUCAGUCAGAAUGCACGUUGUGGUUAUGUGCUCAAGCCUCCGUUCAUGCGACACACAGAGCACCGGUUCGACCCAGAACACCCACAGAACCGAGACGGGUACACACCUCUCACUCUCACUGUACAGGUGAUCAGUGGUCAGCAGCUGCCCAAGGUGAACAUGAAGGAAGGCUCCAUCAUUGACCCGUUGGUGCGAGUGGAGAUUCAUGGAGCCUCUCAGGAUCAGGCCAAACAGGAGACACAUCACAUUGAAAACAACGGUUUUAACCCCGUGUGGAACGACACGCUGCACUUCACUGUUCAUGUUCCUGAGCUGGCUCUGGUGCGCUUCGUGGUGGAGGAUUACGACAAAACAUCAAAGAACGACUUUGUAGGACAGUACACACUGCCUUUCUCCUCUAUACAACAAGGAUAUCGUCACAUUCACCUCCUGUCCAAGGACGGCACCAGCAUCCCUCCAUCCUCACUGUUCGUUCACAUCAGGAUUAAAGACGCAACCUAACACCUGCUCAGAGCAGAAACACUGUCUCAGGAGGACACACACACACUCACACACACUCCAAGUCUUCCGGUUCAUCCUUCAGUUCUCAUUGUUACACACACACUGAACUGUAACUGCAGCAGGUGCUUUAUAAUGUUUUUGGUUAAAACUAUAUGUUCAUGUAUAGCUGUAGGUUCUGUAUAUAUGAGUUAUAACAGAGCGCCAAAACUUUUUACAUUUUUAUCCAUGACCAUGACUGUGACCAUUGUGAGGAACACCAUCAUCAUACAUGAACGACACAGUGACUCCUGACCGUGACUGGACAUACUGGACACACCUUCUGUAUCCCUCAUACUGCACUAAUAUUAGUGUUAAUAAUAAUGAAUCAUCAUAAAGUCCCAAAUAUUUUAUUUUCCUGCAGUGUUGUACACUUGAGUAUUAAUAAGAUACGUGCUAAUAUUAAAUUCUACAUGAUACUGUGGAAUUAAAAAGAUUUUAGUCCUGACUCGGUGGCGGUUUUUUGCCCCAGGUAUAAAAGGCUGUCCUGUUUUUGACACAUCUGGAUGAAAUGUAAUUGACGAUGAUGUUCAUGAUAGAUUUCGAUCAUAAACAGAUGAUAUCAGAACUUUAGUACUAUUGUAGGAAUGUUUCUGCUCUGGGUUUAUAUCCUCACACUGCUGCUGAUUAAUAGUAUUAUUUUUAUACACUGUGCUGUUAUCGUGGUUUAUUAUAAAGAACCCGUAUAAAGGAAUCCUACAUCUGCUGAUCAUGUGACCACUGCCACACAGCUGGGAAUAAAGAGCUUUUUAAAUACGUCUCUGUGAUCUGAACUUUUAUGUGAUGAU